AUGGAUCGCUUCAUGGUCGUCACCGGCGGCGGCACUGCUGAGCACGACAAGGCAUGGAUACGCGGCCACCUUCCCGACGACGGCUCGGUGACCAUCACCGACGAGAGCACGAAGUGGUGCAGCAUCGGCGUGUGGGGCCCCAUGGCGCGCGAGCUUAUGCGCGUCGCCACCGACGACGACGUGUCGAGCACAGGGUUCCCGUACCUGACGGCGCGGCAUAUCUCCAUCGGCGAGAUUCCCGCCCUCGCCCUGCGCAUCUCCUACGUCGGCGAGCUGGGCUGGGAGGUAUACGCCCCCUUUGAGUUCGGCCGAAAGUUGUGGGAUGCUCUCUGGGAAGCGGGCCGUCACAAGGGCGUGGUCGCCGCCGGGCUAGGCGCGUUCGAUUCGCUGCGUCUCGAAAAGGGCUACCGCCUCUGGGGCAACGAGCUUCACACUGAAUACAACCCCUUCGAGGCCGGCAUCGGCUUCGCCGUGCGGAUGCGCAAGGGAGACUUCAUAGGUCGCGACGCGCUGGCACUGGCGCGGAAGAAUGGUCUCACUCGCAAGCUCUGUUGCAUGACCCUCGAUCUACCUGAUACCGUCGUGAUGGGCAAGGAGCCGAUUCUUGUGGACGACACCCGUCGUCGGCUACGUGACCAGCGCGAACUACGGCUACUCCAUAGACCGGGGCAUCGCCCACGGGUACCUGCCCAUAGAGCACUCGAAACCCGGCACUGCCGUCGAGAUCGAAUACUUCGGUGA
This is a messenger RNA of Geodia barretti, 741 nucleotides long. The record is from the annotation of a GenBank genome assembly. Lineage: Eukaryota; Metazoa; Porifera; Demospongiae; Tetractinellida; Geodiidae.